GUGGUUUGGGCAAAUAGCAGGGUUCCAAGAAUAAUCUCUUCCCCAAGUUCAUGGCAAGCAAAUACUUAGACUUCUUAAUGGAAGAAGAGUGACCUCUUUUUUUAAAAAAAAGAUAGACGGGUGAUUAAUCUUUAACAGGACAGGAGGCAAUUAACUGUUGUGCGAAAGACCUUUCCAAAAAUUCUUGGAUCCCUGAAUAGUUCACAUUUUAGUAUUAGUAAAACAAAAUAUUGUUGCAGUCUACCGUUCGUUGUGACAGAGUACUCUUCUAUUUAUUUAAUUUAGCAACUUUGAUAUAAUUUUCUACAUUUCUGAAUAUUUAAUACCUAGCUUCUAGAUCUAAACAGGCAGCAAAUGUAUUUAGUUUUUCACUGGAUAUUGGUGAAACUUAAAUUAUGCAUGCAGUAGCACUGGCUUCACAAAUCUAUAUAUACAAAAAAUUAAGUAAUGUAGCAGUUGAACUCAUGGUGUAACUGGUGUGAUAACUACAAUAAACAUAACAGCAACUACUAGUUCAUUUUGAAGUAUGUUUAGUACAGCUAUGCGGUAUGAGUUUUGAACAAGUGUUUGUAACCUUUUAAAUUUUCAUGUUUAGUUUUAUGUAAUAUUUAUUAGCUAUGUAACAUUUUGAAACAAAUCAUAAUUUGUAAUGUUAAGAAUCUUGUGUGCUAGUUUAACAUGGAUAUUUUCCAUGUAAACAGGUAUGGAAAUAGGGAAUAUUUAGGCUGGACUGGUUGGAUUAUUGAUGACUGACUUGGGAGUCGACGUUACUAAAGCAGUGUGAAUCCCUGUUUGCUUCAGGGCGAGAUGUGUGACAGAGGUGGCAUCAAGCUCUUACAGUCCCAACCCUCCAACGAAAAUGGGCGAAGAUCUCAGGACUGGCAUCGGUCACAGGAAAUCGAUAGUGGCUGGCUGCUAGCAUGGCCACUUGGGGCUUAGGCAGAGAUAUAGCCUUGGAUGAGAACAAAUUGAGCAGUGCCAAUGGCCAUGAAGAGCGCAGCAAGAAGAGAAAAAAGAGCAAGAGCAGAAGUCGUAGCCAUGACAGGAAGAGGAGUAGAAGUAAGGAGCGCAAACGAAGUCGUGAUCGUGAGAGGAAGAAGAGCAAAAGUCGGGAGAGGAAGCGCAGUAGAAGUAAAGAACGGAGACGCAGCCGUUCAAGAAGUAGAGAACGGCGAUUCAGAGGCCGUUACAGAAGCCCCUAUUCUGGUCCAAAAUUUAACAGUGCCAUCAGAGGAAAGAUUGGCUUGCCUCACAACAUUAAAAUAAGUAGACGACGAUCCAGGAGCAAAAGUCCAUUUAGAAAAGACAAGAGUCCUGUGAGAGAACCUAUUGAUAAUCUAACUCCAGAGGAGAGAGAUGCUCGAACAGUAUUCUGUAUGCAGCUUGCUGCAAGAAUUAGGCCAAGAGAUUUGGAAGAGUUUUUCUCUACUGUAGGAAAGGUCCGUGAUGUACGCAUGAUUUCAGACAGAAACUCCAGACGUUCCAAGGGAAUUGCUUAUGUGGAAUUUGUUGACGUUAGUUCAGUACCUUUGGCAAUUGGAUUAACAGGACAACGAGUUUUGGGGGUACCAAUUAUUGUACAAGCAUCUCAAGCAGAGAAAAACAGAGCAGCAGCAAUGGCUAAUAACCUACAAAAAGGAAGCGCAGGCCCCAUGAGACUGUAUGUGGGAUCAUUACACUUCAAUAUAACUGAAGAUAUGCUUCGUGGAAUCUUUGAACCUUUUGGGCGGAUUGAAAGCAUUCAGCUGAUGAUGGACAGUGAAACUGGACGUUCCAAAGGAUAUGGAUUUAUUACUUUUUCAGACUCUGAGUGUGCUAAAAAGGCCUUGGAACAACUAAAUGGGUUUGAACUAGCUGGCAGGCCAAUGAAAGUAGGUCAUGUAACUGAACGUACAGAUGCAUCCAGUGCUAGCUCGUUUUUGGACAGUGAUGAACUGGAAAGGACUGGAAUUGACUUGGGAACAACUGGCCGUCUUCAGUUGAUGGCAAGACUUGCUGAGGGUACUGGCUUGCAAAUUCCUCCAGCUGCACAGCAAGCUCUGCAGAUGAGUGGAUCAUUAGCAUUUAGCGCUGUAGCAGAUUUACAGACACGACUUUCACAGCAGAGUGAAGUGUUGGCUGCAGCUGCUUCUGUACAACCACUUGCAACACAGUGCUUCCAGCUCUCCAAUAUGUUUAAUCCUCAAACUGAAGAAGACGCUGGCUGGGAUACAGAAAUUAAGGAUGAUGUGAUUGAGGAGUGUAACAAACAUGGAGGCGUUGUCCAUAUUUAUGUAGACAAAAAUUCAGCUCAGGGUAAUGUGUAUGUCAAAUGCCCUUCAAUAGCUGCAGCAAUUGCAGCUGUCAAUGCAUUACAUGGAAGGUGGUUUGCAGGUAAAAUGAUCACAGCAGCGUACGUACCACUUCCAACAUACCACAACCUUUUCCCUGAUUCUAUGAAUGCAACCCAGCUCUUGGUUCCUGCUCGGCGAUGAAGAUGGAUUUAGUCAGUUUUGUACAUAGCUAUUUUUGAAGGAAGACUUGAGUUACCUUUUUAAUUAGAAGAAGACAAGAGGAAAGGCUGUAAAGUCCUUUCGUGUACAUUUCCUGUUACUUUUAAAUGAAAAACAAAAAAUAGAGUAAGCAGGAAUGCUGUGUGUUCAUUCUCUUGAUUAGCAUUCCCACUGUAUACAAAGCUGACUACUUGUUCUGCCUUGUAAUUCUUGUACAUUUAGAACAUUUGGCUAAAGUGAUCUGUAGGAACAGAUGUAGCUCAUAGAAAAGAUUUUUCUGUAAAAGGUGGACAGGACAUAAAUUUUAAUGUUUCACAAGCCUUUUCUUUUAAUGCAGGUAUUACAUUUUACAUUCACCUAAAUGUAGAUGCUCUGCUAAAGGUUAAUAUCAGAUUUAACUGGACAUAUUUAGUGUGUUUUGUAUGGAUCAAAAAUUUGAGAGGCUACUGAGUGAUUUCUUUGGCCAGCUGUUCUGCUCACUUAAUGUUGACCAGUUGGCAAAAUUUGGAGGAUUAUAGAAGAUUUUAUUUCUAGAUGGUAACUUUUGAUUGUCUCUGUAAAAGUUUCUUGUAAAUAAGGUGUAAGGUGUGUUUAGAAUUCCAAACAAAGCUAUCUCUGCAUUUCCAGAUUAAAGUUCCACUGAUUGCAGGGAAUGUACCUAAGUUUGAAAGUUGAAGUAGGAAAUGCAGGAAUAUAUUUUGUCUGGUUGCAUAUAAUCUGCUCUUUUUUAAGCUCUGUGAGCUCUGAAAUAUAUUUUUGGGUUACUUCAAUGUGUUUGACAAAACAGCUUGAUAUUUCUAUCAACAAAUGACUUUCAUAUUGCAAUGAUCUUUGUAAGAACCACUCAAUAAAAUUCUCCUAAAGGCC
Molecule: messenger RNA, 3359 nt
Organism: Podarcis raffonei (Aeolian wall lizard)
Lineage: Eukaryota; Metazoa; Chordata; Lepidosauria; Squamata; Lacertidae
Gene: RBM39
Product: RNA binding motif protein 39
Exons: 16
Coding region: 921-2474 (517 amino acids)
Biological process (GO): mRNA processing
Cellular component (GO): nucleus
Molecular function (GO): RNA binding
Source: RefSeq, a predicted model, not a curated record